GGAAGUGGGAGUGAAAGCUAGCAGGUAGACCACGAGCACGGAGGGAACUUGAGAACAACCGUGGUGACAACACAGUUAGCAGAAGCACAAUUCGGUUGAGCAGUCCCGUCUGUCUGACGAGGAAAGCAAACUCACAGCCACAAGGACGGAAUUCAAAUAACGCCUCAACGUGAGAAAGGACAGAAGAAGUGCUCUCAAUCACUGAACGCUGCGUACUCAAGGACGACUUCCUAUACGGAGGCGAAGUCCAGAAUCUUGUACCGCGGCGAUGUGUGGUAUUCGCGCAGUAACGCUGCUGCUUACCUUGGUGGGAGCGGUGGCACUGGUGGCGGCGGCUCCUGGAACCUGUCGCGUCCUGCUGAUCUUCCAGAUGGGCGCGCGCAGCCACUGGACCCUAGGGAGGGCGCUGGCGGCGGGUCUAGCUGCCCGCGGCCAUCACGUCACAGCCGUCACGCCCUUCUCGGAGCAAGGCUCCUCGGACAAUUGGACACACGUGCCGGUACCCAACACUAUGCAUCUCUUUGGAGAUACCAACAUGUUCUCACUCGGUGAACGUGGCGCAUUUGGACUGAUCAUGACUCUCUUCCGUUUCGGAGUGAGUUCGUGUGAAAUUUUCCUCCAGACAGAGAGCGUCCGGCGACUGUUCCUCGCCGGGCACAAGUUCGACGUCAUGAUCAUCGAAGAGUUCUUCAGCGAGUGCUUCCUGCCGCUGGCUCACAGGCUGCGGAUCCCCGUCAUCGGUGUGGCGACAAUAUCGCCGACCUCUUGGAUGGCGGAUAUCGUCGGCAGCCCCAGUCCGUACGCUUACGUUCCGGACACAUUCCUCUGGUACACGGACAGGAUGCCCUUCUUGCAGCGACUCCACAACGCGGCGUUUGCGACUCUGUCUAAAGUCGCUCGCGAGAUGUAUUACAAGCCGAGAUUGGAAGCCGUUUUGCGGCAGUACCUGAACAGCACGGCGCUGCCAAGCGUGUCGGACAUGGAGAAGAACACCUCCGUCCUACUUUCAAACACUCAUGUGAGCAUGUUUUUCCCGCGUCCCCUGUCGCCUAACUACAUUGAAAUCGGAGGGGUGCACAUAAGGCCCCCGCAAAAGCUUCCACAGUAUUUUCAGAAGCUCCUGGAUGAUGCCAAGAAUGGAGUAAUACUUUUCAGCCUUGGAUCUAAUCUUCGCAGCUCUGACAUGCCUGAAGCUAAAACAAAAGCAUUUUUCGAGACAUUUUCUAAAAUGAAACAAAUUAUUCUCUGGAAGUGGGAAACAGAUGAACUGGAAGGAAAACCAGAAAAUGUAAAAACUGAAAAAUGGCUGCCGCAGUCAGAUAUAAUGGCUCACGAUAACGUGCGGCUGUUCAUCACGCACGGCGGCUUGUUGAGCAUGACAGAGGCCGUGCACCACGGGGUACCGCUGGUGGUGGUGCCGUUCUUUGGAGACCAGCACUUCAACGCCAGGCAAGCCGAGCGCCUCGGCUACGCCGUCAGGCUUGACUUCAGUAACAUCACAGCGGAUUCACUCACCUGGGCACUUACAGAAGUGCUUAACAGCCCUAGCUACCGUAUGAGGGCCCGUGAGGUGUCUCGCAUCUUCCACGAUCGUCCUCGCGCGCCGCUGGAAGAGGCCGUUUGGUGGACGGAGUACGUUGUCAGGCACCGCGGUGCGACCGCCCUGCGCUCUGCCGGCCAGGACCUCUGCUGGUACCAGAUAAUGCUGCUAGAUGUCGUCGCUGCUGCGCUGGCCGCGCUCUGCCUACCGUCGUUGGCAAUCUGGGCUGGUUUCAAAGCAUUGUCCGCAAAACGUGUAGCUUGUAUGGUCGGCCUUGAACCCAAAUGCUUAAGCAGCCUGAACGUAAAUUGCCGACACAGUCCUAAUUCCGUAAAUGUAGUUCAAGAAAUAUGAGGACCUCCGUCGGAAACUUCGUCACCCUUGUCAUGGGAUUAAGAUAUGUUGAGAUAUCCAACCUUAUCCACAAUAUAUAUGUGGAAGAAACUCUUUGCCUAUAGUAAAUGAAGUUAUUGUUAGCAAUGUACUGCAAUAGAAAGCAACUGUUGGAUGCUGAGGCAGCCUUCCUUAAGGUCUAAAAACAUUUUAAAAUGAUUCUGACGACAGCGAGAAUUUAUUUAACUUUUUUCGCAUGUUCGUGUAGAUUGUUCAUUGUUCUAAGUUUUUAGGAUGCUCUGCAUGAUGGAAACUUUUGACAGCCAGGACUCUGGUUAGCAAUAUUUGACAAAGAAUGAGCACAGAUAUUUUGGCAGUUAACUUGUUCCUGAACCACAAAACACAUUGAUGAUAAUCUUACGAAAUUAUGUGUGUCAUUGAAGAAAUAUUUAGUCAAGAAUUUCAAAUCUGAAGAUCAACUUCCAAUGCCAACAGUGUCUGGGGUACCUCUUUGCCUAAGUUCCGAUCUAAAAUUUAAAUAUCUUUGAGAAAUAAUUGACUCAGGUCAGAUAGAUAAAGGAGAUGAAGAUCGUGUGAUGAAUUUUGUAAUGUAAAGGAUAUUUAGAAGCAAGGGAUAUCCGUGGAAGGCAAUGCAAACAGAAAGUUUUAUGUUCUCUGUAUCCUGAGAGCCAAAACCGUUCAGGUUGUUAAUUUGAUGACUGUAGUUAGGUUUGUAUUAAACAUUCCUGUUUCAAAUUAUGAGUCAGACCUUUUUCUUCCCUAAUGAAUGCAAAUGGUCAGAAGUGUGCAACAGAUGUAGCAGCGGGUUUGCAGAAGCAGAAUUGUAAGUAGCAGUGAAUUUUAACUGUACAGAAUUCUUUAUAUACUUAUAUACCUUUCUAGUCGAAGCAAUAUUUGCAAAAAGAAGGAAAAUCUGUAAAAAAAUAUAGGCAAUAAUGUAAAAUAAAAUAUGCAUGUACACUUUAAA
Molecule: messenger RNA, 2861 nt
Organism: Schistocerca americana (American grasshopper)
Lineage: Eukaryota; Metazoa; Arthropoda; Insecta; Orthoptera; Acrididae
Product: UDP-glycosyltransferase UGT5-like
Exons: 8
Coding region: 269-1894 (541 amino acids)
Molecular function (GO): UDP-glycosyltransferase activity
Source: RefSeq, a predicted model, not a curated record